GAUCGUGUCGUUUUCAAACCCGACCUACCAAAUCCCCAAAUUAUCCGCUCGCCGUCACCGGGCCGGAGCUCCGUCCCGGCGUACUCUGACCCUCGAACGGAACCCUAACCGUCGCGUCCGAUCCUCAUUCUCCGGUGCACUCAUAACCUCCAAGUGCUCGCACAAUUGCCUGCCUCCUCUCCACUGUCUUCUCCGUUCAAAGCGCCCAUUACUGUAUACGUUCAGUGCCCGGCAUCUGCAAUACCCGAUUGUGCGUUGACUAGAAAGCUCUCUGAAUCGCUGUCGAUUCAUUUAUUGGUUUGUCAGUGGUCAGGAUGGGGGCAAUGACGUCGUCCGUGGCUGCAAAGUUUGCGUUUUUUCCGCCUAAUCCACCGUCUUAUGAGGUGGUGAUGGAGGGGGCCGCCGCGAAAUUGAAGAUGACGGAGGUGGAGGAGAGGGAGAACGUGGAUGUGUUGAAGCUGGCUACCAAGAGAGGGACGGAAAUUGUUGCAGUGUACGUGAGGAACCCGGCAGCUAAGCUAACUCUGCUGUACUCUCACGGGAAUGCCGCCGAUCUGGGUCAGAUGUAUGGGUUGUUCUGUGAAUUGAGUCGUCAUCUCCGAGUCAAUCUGAUGGGGUACGACUAUUCAGGGUAUGGACAGUCUAAUGGCAAGCCAAGUGAGGAGAACACUUAUGCUGACAUAGAAUCUGCAUAUAGAUGUCUCAAGGAGACAUAUGGUGUGAAAGAAGAAGACAUAAUCUUAUAUGGACAGUCUGUUGGCAGUGGGCCAACUAUAGAUUUGGCAUCUCAUUUGCCAAGGUUACGGGCUGUAGUUUUGCAUAGUCCAAUAAUGUCUGGACUGAGGGUAAUGUAUCAUGUGAAGCGGACAUAUUGGUUUGACAUAUAUAAGAAUGUUGACAAGAUACAUUUGGUUGAGUGCCCUGUUCUAAUUAUACACGGAACUGCUGAUGAUGUUGUCGAGUGUUCCCAUGGGAAGCAGCUUUGGGAACUUUGUAAACAAAAGUAUGAACCACUAUGGGUUAAGGGCGGUAAUCAUUGUGACUUGGAGCUCUACCCUGAAUUCAUUAAACAUCUUAAGAAAUUUGUCUCUGCUAUUGAGAAAUCAUCACACUUGACAAGAGAUUUGUCAGUACCACCACGCAUUGAUGCUAUAGACAAUCCUCGAAAUAGCACUGAUUGCAGUGGACCUGGAGAAAGCAGUGUGCAGACCACCACAAAUUUUAGGCCCAGUACAGAGAAAAGGGAGAAGCCUAAAAGAAGCAUAGACUUCAGAGAAAAAUCAAGAAAUAGUGUUGAUAGGAGAGAUAAAACACGUAAGAGUGUAGAUCAAGCUGAAAAGCAGAAUUCCAAUACAGAACCCACAGAGAAAGCAAGGAACAGCAUAGACCGCUUAGGUGGCAUGAUGAGAUCCGCUGUAUUAUGCAAUAUUGAUUGUUUCAAACCAACAGGAGCUAAGGUUGCGGGAUAGGGGAAAAAGGUCAUUUUUCGUUACACACUAGAGGUUCAUGGCUGCUACUAUUAUUCUUAAUUUAUUUUUCUUGUGAAAUUUGUUGGCUGGUGGGCAUUCUUUCCUUUUGUAUGUUGUUGUUACCUUUCAUUGGCAGAUAAUGUAUUCCUUUCUUUUGAAUUCGUGUGAAAGAAGAUAUAUUUUAGCAGUUUUUCACUUUAAGCUAAUUUUGAUUUAUUGAAUGGCCUAAUCUACCACUGU
Molecule: messenger RNA, 1709 nt
Organism: Cuscuta campestris
Lineage: Eukaryota; Viridiplantae; Streptophyta; Magnoliopsida; Solanales; Convolvulaceae
Source: the annotation of a GenBank genome assembly